UCACUACAUCAAACACAAACUCAAAGUCAUCUCUUAUCUUCACCCAAAGACUUCAAGCUCUCUCUACAAGUUGUCUAACUUUCCAAUUUUCACCUGUAAUCUCUUAUUUCAGUCAAAAGAAGCCCAUUUGCAUCCUCGGUGAAUUGCUUACCAUACUCUCUUCAAAAUUACAACAACAAUGGAGAACCUACAAAAGAUGAUCACUGAGAAGUCUGUAGUAAUUUUUAGCAAGAACUCAUGCUGCAUGUCUCACACAAUCAAGACUCUCUUUUUAGACUUUGGCGUGAACCCUACGAUCUAUGAGCUUGACGAGAUCAACAGAGGAAGGGAGAUAGAGCAAGCAUUGGCUCAGCUCGGGUGUAGCCCAACCGUGCCGGUGGUGUUCAUUGGAGGGCAGCUUGUUGGUGGAGCCAAUCAAGUCAUGAGUCUCCAUCUCAAUCGCUCUCUCGUUCCAAUGCUUAAACGUGCUGGAGCAUUAUGGCUUUAACAUCAAAAUAAAUGGAGUCACAAAUUUAUAAUGUACUGAAGAAACUAAUUAAAGUGAACAAAAAAGCAUACACAAGAAUGUAUGUAUGAGUUAAUGAUAUGUCUAUCUAAGUUUUGACAAGAUAGAUUAUGCGGUCACCUACUUUGUAAACAAUGGGUCCAUUAUAAUAAAACCAGCUACUCUUGGAUUUCUCCUUCUCAA
Arabidopsis lyrata subsp. lyrata is the source of this 688-nucleotide messenger RNA. Its product is annotated as monothiol glutaredoxin-S5. The record is from RefSeq and is a predicted model, not a curated record. NCBI's taxonomy places the organism in Eukaryota, Viridiplantae, Streptophyta, Magnoliopsida, Brassicales, Brassicaceae. The transcript has a single exon. The coding region runs from base 179 to 487 and encodes 102 amino acids.